Molecule: messenger RNA, 1054 nt
Organism: Cantharellus anzutake
Lineage: Eukaryota; Fungi; Basidiomycota; Agaricomycetes; Cantharellales; Hydnaceae
Exons: 4
Coding region: 80-928 (282 amino acids)
Source: RefSeq, a predicted model, not a curated record
CGGCAGUACAUUCGUCAGCGCAUAGUUUGCUUCCGGCCAAAGCCGGAUCACUAACAACCGCUCUCGCCUUUUCAUUCAAAUGACCGGGACAAUUUCUACCCUUACCCGUUUCUCUGAGGACGUCCCCGCCAAUUUACCACCGCCCGAGCAAAUCGUCGCUCUUUGCAAGGAGGCUGGCUACAACAGGCACGGGAUCCCCUUCAUUGGCCCUUUUGGGGCCGUUUUGGCCUGGUUCAAGUAUGGGCCGCAUGUCACCUUGGAUGAAGCGUUCACUCAGGUCUGGGUCGCGAGGCACCUGAAUGCGAAACCAGAGGACGGCGUGAAGGUCCCGCAAGUCUUCAUGGCGUUCACGAGCCCUCAUCCUGCCUGCACUAUCGGCUUUAUCAUCAUGGAGUAUAUUGCUGCUCCUGACUGCACGAGUGGAGACUACGAGCGGGUAGCACAGGCUGUGAACACGCUCAUCCGUAUCAAAGCUCCAAACUCUGUACCCGGACCCAUUGGCGGCGGGGCAGUGGUUCACAGCUUUUUCCCCGAAUGGACGUCUGGUAUCAGGUACAAGACAAGCAAAGAGCUUCAGAGUCACCUAAACCAGAUCCUCAAAAUCAACAAAGAUAAUAAGCGGGUCAGCUUUGAGGCAGAAGGUCUUUACCUUUGCCCGGUCGAUAUCAAUCCGGGCCACUUCAAGAAGCUCGAAGACGGCAGGAUUGUGGUACUGGAUUUCCGAGCGACAUGCUUUUUACCUGAAUCCUUUAUCGCUUAUGCGAUGCAGAAGCCAGUUCACAAGUUCAAGCAGAUGGUUGCCAAGUACGUUAAUUAUCCGGCGUCGAACAACGUCGAGGCAAUGGCUGUUGCAUCUGGUUACCUGGUUUACUACGGAAGAAGCAACAUUGGACUUCCGACGAACGUCCUCCGGCGCAUGCGACGCUAACGCAUUCCGGUCUGCACUUCUCUUGUGUUCUUGUAGCGACUGUUGUCCUUGACUUGCCGUCUGUAUUACCGCAUAUACAUCUGUCAAUUAGUACUAUCGUUGCCGGUGAAAAGGCCCAUAGAAAAG